This is a messenger RNA of Drosophila sulfurigaster albostrigata, 4545 nucleotides long. RefSeq names its product von Willebrand factor A domain-containing protein 8 (gene c12.2). The transcript has 7 exons. Gene Ontology annotation, molecular function: ATP binding; ATP hydrolysis activity. Bases 95 to 4261 code for a protein of 1388 amino acids. The record is from RefSeq and is a predicted model, not a curated record. NCBI's taxonomy places the organism in Eukaryota, Metazoa, Arthropoda, Insecta, Diptera, Drosophilidae. Gene Ontology annotation, cellular component: cytoplasm.
GUUCCUUAAACCGACAUUAGCAUAGUAGACAUCGGUGGCGAAUCCUCUUGUUUGUUGUUUGUUUUAAAUUCUUGAUCGAUCGACGAUAACUGCUAUGAUAUAUCAUCUACAAUGUCGCGGAGGAUAUUUAGUGCGGCAAAGCCUCCAGAAGACCGUAUGGGGACGACACUGUGCGACAAUUGCCAGGGAUAGUAAAGAUUUAGAUGGUGAACAGAUAACCAUUGGUGAUGUAGCUGUGCGUUUAAAAAAGCCGAAAAAUAUUCAUUUGGUACCGCAUAAAUAUGUAAAUUACGCACGUGAUGGAUCAAUUGAGAUGAGUCAGUCCCGACUCCAUCACUUGCGAUGGAUGCUACAAAAGGAUGCAUUAAAGCAAGAUAUGUUUCUUCUCGGUUCUCCUGGGCCGCUUAGACGACAACUGGUCAUGCAGUACCUGGAGCUGACGAAUCGGGAACUGGAAUACGUGGCACUUAGUCGCGACACAACGGAGAAUGAUCUGAAGCAGCGACGCGAGAUUCAGAAUAAAACAGCAACAUACUAUGAUCAAUGCGCCGUGAGAGCUGCACUUCAUGGGCGGGUCUUAGUUUUGGACGGUGUUGAGAAUGUUGAACGCAAUGUAUUGCCAGUGCUCAACAAUCUGUUGGAGAAUCGUGAAAUGCAUCUGGAGAGUGGCAAGUUUCUAAUGGCGCCUGAUCGUUAUGAUAAAUUGUUAGAGACUCACACAAAAGAGCAACUUGAUCAAUGGGGUGUCCUGCGGGUCUCUGAGGACUUUCGCGUCGUUGCACUAGGUUUGCCCGCACAGAAAUAUAAAGGAACGCCCCUUGAUCCGCCACUGCGUUCGAGAUUCCAAUCGCGAAAUGUCGCGUCAUACACAUUUCUGGAGCUGUACGAUGAAUUGCAACAACUGGCAUCUGAUGUGCCUGCUGAGAAACUAAAACAACUACUUACGUUUGCAUUGACGCUUCAAACCGCUGACAAGGAUAUUCAAUUGCCCGAUUUCCCUUUACAUAAUCUGCGUUUAGCUGUCCAGAUGCUGCAAACAAAUCCAGCGCUCACUCUACAUGAUGUGAUUUCGAACGUUUAUCCAUACCAAAGUAUUUUAAAUGCCGAGCAACAGAAGCGUGUACACGAAUUAUUGACGAGUCUUCAAAUUCAGCGAGUGUCCGGCCACAAGGUGAAGAGUGUUACCAGCCAGGAAGAGAAAGACUCAAUCAAAGUGAACCUCGAUGAUCUACAACUGAGUUUGCCAGGUGGAUCAAUUUCAGUUUCAAGUGAAAAAUUUGUGGAUCUAUCCCAUCAACGCCAAGUUCUUGCUUCGUUGCUGCAAAUGUAUGCCGUGGGCGAUAUCUGUUUGGUCGGCGAGAAGGGCGUAGGCAAACUCACGCUCACUAAGCAGCUAAUGCGGCUACUUCAUCAAAGCACAGAGCCAAUGAUGCUCUACGAAGAUAUGACUUCUAGGGAUUUGAUCCAACAACGCAUUACCAACGCUGAGGGCGACACUAUCUGGCAGGAUUCGCCGUUAGUACGAGCAGCAAAAACAGGAUCGGUUGUUAUUUUGAACGGACUUCAUCGAUUGCAUAAGAGUACGUCUGCUGUUCUGCAACGAAUAAUUCAUGAACGUGAGGUGCAGCUAUGUGAUGGCACAACAUUGCUGCGUUCAGAUCGCUACAAAGCUCUUCUUAGCCAAGGACUUGGUGAAGACGAAUUGACCAAACUUGGCAUUUUUCCAAUACGCGAAUCAUUUCGCAUUAUAGCAUUGGCGGAACCACCUAAAAUUGGCGGCAUAAAAGCCAGCUGGCUUACCCCAGAAUUGCUUAGCAUGUUUCUCUAUCAGGAACUCCGACCACUGCAGCAGAGUGAAGAGAACGAACUGUUGUUGCAGUUUUGUGGCAAAGUGGAACCGAAGAUGCAACAACUGCUGCAGUUAGCACAAAUCUUACGCAGUUCAACGGAUUCGAUGCUUCAGAGUUUGUCCGGAACACUGUCAACCCGACAGCUACUAAAAUUGGGCCGUCGCCUAGCUGCCUAUCCCGACAGCGAUGUCUACGAACUGUUGCAAAACACCUUCCUGAUAAAGUUUAUGCCAUCAUUAUCCCGUGCGGCAUUGGAGCAAGCCAUGCAACAAGCCGGCAUCAAUCAAAGCUCAAAUUUCAAAUUCUUUGGCAACAAAAAUAAGACUAGUCAAAUUAGUGUGGUUGACAAUAGACUACGAAUUGGUGCAACUGAGAUGCCGUUGGCUGAAUUACAAUUGGAGCAGCAGUCCAAAGUACCGAGCACUCUAUUUUAUGAAAUGUCUCAACAUGUUGUGCUGCUGGAGCGUCUUUUGCAGGACUAUUUAAUUGGCGAGCACCUGCUGUUGGUUGGUAAUCAAGGCGUGGGCAAAAAUAAACUCAUCGAUCGGCUCUUGGAACUUAUGCGACGUCCGCGCGAAUAUAUCCAACUACACAGGGACACGACGGUACACAGUUUAACCGUCCAGUCAACGCUACGCGAUGGCCAAAUCGUUUUCGAGGACAGCGCGCUGGUUAAGGCAGUCAAAGCGGGUCAUGUACUGGUUAUUGACGAGGCGGACAAAGCGCCUGUGAAUGUCACCUGCAUUUUGCGGAAUUUAGUCGAAAGUGGCGAGAUGAUACUUUCCGAUGGUCGACGUAUUGUGCCUCACAAUGACACUCGUGCCGAUGGCGCAUUCGAUUUUAUUAAGACGCAUCCAGAUUUUCGUUUGAUUGUGCUAGCAAAUCGUCCUGGAUUUCCGUUUUUGGGCAACGAUUUCUUUGCGGCACUUGGUGAUAUCUUCAGCUGUCAUGCCAUCGACAAUCCAAUGCCAGACUCGGAGAUUUUCCUAUUGCAGCAGUACGGACCGAAUGUGCCCGUUAAAACGCUACGAAAAUUGGUGAACGCUUUCGGUGAAUUACGAAAUCUUGCUGACGAGGGAUUGCUCAACUAUCCAUACUCGACGCGUGAAGUUGUGAACAUUGUUAAGCACUUGGAGGCAUAUCCGGGCGAGGACAUGUCCGAGCUGGUGGGCAAUGUCUUAGACUUCGAUCGUUACCAACCUGAGGCAUUGGAUCAGGUUACACAGGUGCUGUCCAAGCAUGGUCUGCCCAUUGAGGCAUAUGCCAAAAAUGAACUACAAGCGCUGCGAGAGAAAAAGGAGCUCCAGCUAAGUGUCAAACGUUAUAGUGGCCUGGGCGUUUCGGGACCCAAGUUCGGCAAAGAGGAUCCCAAGAAUGAGCCUCAUGUAGGUGGCAAUACGUGGGCGGGAGGCACCGGUGGACGAGAUACGGCAGGCUUAGGCGGAAAAGGUGGACCAUUUCGAUUAGACAAGGGCCAUAAGGUGCAUCAACUGAGCGAUGAGGAAAAAGCGGCCAUUCCAGAGGAUAUUAAACGUGCGGCAAGAGAAAUGAAUCGUAAGGCAUAUGAGCAAAAAUUGCAAGAGAUUAAAAUGUCUGCAUUCGAUCAUCAAGUCUAUGCACAGUAUAGUGAACCGAAUCGCAAGCAAGUGCAACAGCUUAAAGCUAUUUUAGAGGCAAUGCAGACAAAGAGCAAGGAACGCUUAUGGCAAAAGUAUCAAACCGAUGGUGAGCUUGACGACACACGUCUCAUUGAGGGCAUCACCGGUGAGAAAAACAUAUAUAAACGGCGCAGUGAGGCUAAUCCUGAGGCCGAUCAUGCACAGGAGCAACCAAAUCGACUCAAGCUUGUUGUUGAUGUCUCUGGAUCCAUGUACAGAUUCAAUGGCUAUGAUGGUCGGCUUGAUCGUGAAUUGGAGGCCGUUGUCAUGGUCAUGGAAGCAUUCCAUGGAUAUGAAAAGAAAAUCGUUUACGAUAUUAUCGGACAUAGUGGCGAAGGAUGGGAAUUGCCCUUCGUGAAUGCGGCAAGUGCUCCUAAGAACGACAAGGACCGAUAUAUGGCAAUACGUCAGAUGCAUGCGCAUUCACAAUAUUGUUGGUCUGGGGACAGCACGGUGAAAGCAGCUCGCGAAGCUUGUACCUCAUUGAGCGCUGAGGAAAACUAUGAAAAUGGUACUGUUGUUGUCCUUAGCGAUGCCAAUCUCGCCCGCUACGGUAUUGCACCCAAGGAUCUGGCAAAGGCUCUUCGAAGCGGUGAACCUAAGGUUAAAGGCUACGUCAUCUUUAUUGGCAGUCUUGCUGAAGAGGCCGAGGAAAUCAUAACUGAAAUGCCAGCCGGUCAAAGCUUUGUAUGUAUGGAUGUUACAAAACUGCCGCAGAUUCUAAAACAAAUAUUUACCUCAUCGCUUCUGUGAGCGAUAUUCUAAUGUACAUAUAUAUAUUCUUAAGCUUAUACUCGUAUGUGUUAUAUGUUUAUUCAUUGAUUGUUGACAAUAAUUAUUGUUUGCGUAGUUAAACGAAUUAGAUUUAUGAAAGGAAGAACUAUCCGUAACUGUCGAUAGUUAACGAUAGAAUUAAAUGCCACAAUCUAUCGUUAACUGUCUAUAGCGCAGGACCGUCAUUGGCGGCAGCUGCAUUGCAUCUAAGUUAGAAAUAUACCGAAGCGAGAACGCAAUAAAACAUUCUGAUAUACCUCUGA